AUUAAUCGUUGUGUAUCUGUUUGACUUUUUGAUCAGAUCAAGUGUGUUGUAGAGACUUUCAAUUUCAGUGAAAAUAAAUGGCGGGACUCAAACGGAAAACCGACAAAGCAGUGGAGGCAUGCAGAUACCCUUUUUUUUGAACAAUCGCUGGCUUUUCAUUUUCAGCGUUUUCUUUAUAGCAUGGCUGCAUUAGCCAUUGCAUUCUCUUUAAAUAGACGUUGUUCACCUUUUAUGUGUAGUUAAUUUCCCGUCGUCUCCUUCGAACGCAGGUGUUUGGGGCGUAACAUGGCUAGUGUGUCUAUUGCCGCAUCACGGCACGUUUCCCAUAUUGUUCCUGAAACAGAGCCCUUGGUUUUAGUUGACACGUUCAGGAAGGUGCCAAAAGGAUCUUUCGUUUUCUUUCUCUCUCACUUUCACGCUGAUCAUUACAGCGGGCUGUCUAGUUCUUGGUCCAGAGGCGUUGUGUAUUGCUCUGUGCUGACCGCAAGGCUAAUCAUCACAUUUCUUCGCGUAAACAAAGCGCUUGUCCGCGGUUUAGAUCUCGACACCGAAUACGAAAUUGCUGACGCACGAGUCACGCUUCUGGAUGCAAACCACUGCCCAGGAGCUGUAAUGUUCCUCUGCAAGACGAAAGGAGGAAAAACGUACUUACAUACGGGAGAUUUUCGCUACGAUCGUCAUAUGGUCGACCACCCUGCACUGGCCAACUGCCACAUUGACACGGUGUUUCUGGACACCACCUACGGCAGACCGGAGUACGAAUUUGAGCCGCAGGUGGACACGAUUCAGCGUGCGGUAAACGUUGCAGAGGAGGUUUGCAAGGAAAGCAAACAACCAGGACGGGUCUUGUUUCUCGUGGGUUCGUACACUAUAGGCAAGGAGAAGAUUGCUCUUGCGCUUUCUGAGACCUUUGGAUGGACCGUAUUCGCAAGCGGAAAACGACGCCGCAUUCUUGACUGCUUGCAACUGGAACAGCUACGCGAUGGAGGCCUCGGUGACGACCCGGCAACCUGUUGCAUACAUAUCGUUCCCAUGAACACCAUAGGCACAGUCAUGCCUUACUUCCGCCCUAACUUUCCACGGAUUCAAAAGUAUAUGGAAGAUGCCGGCCUCAGCGACGUCUUCUCUUCUGUUGUAGCAUUUCUGCCGACAGGCUGGUCCUUCACCAGCAAAUGGAACAAAGAACACUCUUCAAUGAGUUCGGGAUGCAUCACUGUGCAUCUGCUCGAGUACAGCGAACACUCAAGCUACACCGAACUAAAAGAAUUUGUGAACCAUUUACGGCCUAAUCAAGUGAUUCCGACGGUUUAUUCGAAUCAGAAGGAUUUUUGUCGCCUGCUUCGAGAUAUGCAACCGACGACGAAGGCAGAAGCGUCCAGGGGGGCCCACAUAUCGCAAGGGAAUUCAGGACGGAAAAGGACCCGUACGCGAGAAACAGGGAACCAGAAACAGCUGAAGAUCACCAGCUUUUUCUCAAGCGCCCCCUCCGUCGGCGCGAUGGAAACCCUAUCAGUGCGGAAAUCUAUCCCUCAGACGCGCCAUCUCCAACGCUACCAACGAAUUCAGCCGGAAGUCAUCGAGCUCUCGGAGUAAAUCAAAUUGUCUGCAAGCGUGACCGCAACAAUGAGUUCAGGCAUUCUGAUGCAAUGACUGAAAUGACGGUUGAAUGCGUCUAUAGGUGGCGUUCCGCAAGCACGUUCUGUGUACAAAAGCUACAUCAGGCAUGUUUUUUUCUUUCUCUGGUUAUGUCCUUGGGCGUCACGACAAUGAUUUCGCCCUUGCAUACGAAGGAAGAAAUGACUGAAAUUAGUGAAGCCAGUUGGCGUCACAUUUACGAGCAAGUUGCUGUCAGAAGGUUCGGUCGCUGCGUCGACCAGACGGGUUUCCGGCGUCUGCAGAAUUUCACGUAGUCUCACGAUCAGCACACUGCUGCAUGCAUAGUGGUGAAAGUGGAGCGGCACGCGGACGCCACCUCUACAGGCUCAACAUAUUGCGUGGGGAUCGAGUAAUUCUCGAUGUGAAGACAGAAUUUCCCUGGCGCUGCCCGAGAGUUUUGUCUCAGGCGGAACAGCAGCCACGUCUGCUUUGCCGUAUUUGGCUAUCUGUUCGCUCCUCAUCAAGCUGCACGCAGAAACAGCGAAAACAAAACAUUUGCACUCACAUAUUUCAGCUGAAAACUGAAACCGUGCAUCUUCUACCGAUUUGGGGUUAGCAGCGUGCUUAGGCGAAAUGAGAAGAGUCCCCAGUGGACUGAAAGCUCUUGGCGCAACUAGCACUCACAUAUCAG
This is a messenger RNA of Toxoplasma gondii ME49, 2287 nucleotides long. RefSeq names its product DNA repair metallo-beta-lactamase. Gene Ontology annotation, molecular function: 5'-3' DNA exonuclease activity; damaged DNA binding. The record is from RefSeq and is a predicted model, not a curated record. Gene Ontology annotation, biological process: interstrand cross-link repair; double-strand break repair via nonhomologous end joining; protection from non-homologous end joining at telomere. The transcript is spliced from 11 exons. The coding region runs from base 286 to 1593 and encodes 435 amino acids. Lineage: Eukaryota; Apicomplexa; Conoidasida; Eucoccidiorida; Sarcocystidae.